AGGAGCCGUUGUGGAACCCUAAGCCCGGGAUCGAGGCUCUUUCCCCGGGGAAGCCCAGGGUGACUCCCCCUCUCUCCCACGCCCCCAGGCACCAGAUCUCGUGGGAUCACCGGAUCCGUUCUGCCCUCCCGAUGAGGAUCCCUCGGGCUCUCCAGCAUGAAGAGCCGCUCUCAUCAGCCGCUGAUCCUGAAGAAGAGGAAGACCUCUCGGCCGGGCAGCCCUGCGGAGACGGACGAAGAAGCCAGGAGCCCAGUUGGCCGGAUCAAGCAGGAGCAGCAAGGGAUCUCCCGCGAUCUCCAAGGGAUCCCGGGCUCUCCCAUCCAGACGGCUGUAAUAGGUGACCGCUUGGCCCCGGUCAACUCUAGUGGGGUCAGCAGAAGCCCUGUCCCAGCAGAAACCCAGCAAAGCGUUCUGGACUUGCUAGCCACUGAACAGUCUCCUAGGAAGGACCCAGGCUUAGUGAGUCUAUCCGGUAGCUCUCUUGGCCUGGAGACCAGGCCCUUUCCCAACGUAUCCGGAUCUGAAGAAGGGACCAUCCCUGCAAGCCGUGGGGUCCCCGAGGAUGAAAAGCUGGCAGGGAUGUGGGCCUGGACCGCCGAAGAGUCGGACUUUUUGGCCUCGCAAUCUUUGGGUAGCCAAGAAGAGGACAAAACCAGUAGUGAGGAGGCAGCCAACUCUGGCUUGAACAGCAGCCUGACCAACAUCCAGUGGUUGGGGAAGAUGACUUCGACCCCGCUGAGCUCCUGUAGUAUGAAAAAAGACACGGAGAAGGAAAACCAGACCCCCAAACAGAAGACAAUUAAGUCUGAGGGAAGCCCCACAGCCGCCACCUCUGCUUUAUGGAAGGAAUCUUUUUCCGAACGGCCUCCCUACUCUUACAUGGCCAUGAUCCAGUUCGCCAUCAACAGCACGGAGAAGAAGCGCAUGAUGUUGAAAGAUAUCUACAGUUGGAUUGAAGAUCAUUUCCCCUAUUUCAAACAUGUUGCCAAGCCAGGCUGGAAGAACUCUGUCCGUCACAACCUUUCCCUUCACGACAUGUUUGUUCGGGAGACAUCUGCCAAUGGGAAAAUUGCAUUCUGGACCAUCCAUCCUGAAGCAAACCGCUACCUAACGCUGGACCAGGUGUUCAAGCAGCAGAAACGUCCAACUCUGGAUCUUCAGAAGAACUUCAAAGUCACCAAAGCGGAGUCCCAGACUUCCCGGCCGAGGAUUAAGCCCUUGCUACCACGGGUCAGUUCCUACUUGGUUCCGGUCCACUUCCCAGCGAGUGAGCCAUUUCACCUUCAGUUGCCUUCAAGGCCAUCUCUGCCUGCAGGCCAGACUGCUUUGGGGACCACGCAGAUCAACACAGGGGAACGCCCUGCUCCAAAGAUCCUGCGCUCCAGCGAAGACCCUGUCCUGUCGCCGCCUCCGAGUUCCAUAAAGGAGGAACAUUAUUGUGGUGAAGAGUCUUCUCCAUUAACCCUCCAGCGCCCUCUUGAGGAAGGAAGCUGUACAGACAGAGGAAAUCCAUCGGCAGGAGUCCUGAGUGACAGUUUUCAUUCCCAGGAGUGGGUCUCCUCUUUCGUCCCAGUAUGGCCUGUAAAGAAGGAACCGGCGGGAGCCGGCGAGGAGCAGAACCUCUGUGUCCAAGCAUCCCCCAUAAAACAAAAGAGACAGGUUACAGGUCUCCGAUCAUCCCCCGAAAGCAAGCUGGUUAUAAAGAGGCAAGAAUUGGGCAGAUCCAGAAGGAAACAGCACUUAACUCUCUCUUCCUCAGAAGAACCGGUUCUUCUUCUGCCCAUCAGUGGAGGCUCAACUUCCUUCCUGCUGGGACACGGUCCCUCCGCUCAGAAGGCACCUCUAGGAACCCUUGUCUGUGGUCCGGAAGAAGAACCGCCAGUGACUUGCAGGUUGCCGAUUGCGUCCACCCCAAACAAAACUCCCGUAACCACCUCUACCACCCUGCCACCUACUGACCAGUGGAGAUUGACCCCUAUGGUCGACGAUAGGAACAAAGUUGAUUUCAGUUCUCCGAGAUCUUCUCCUUUGCCGUUCCUGCCCUUCCAGGAUAAUCUAGACCUGGAGUUGAACGAGAACCCGCUGAGACAAUCCCUGUGUGAUUCUCCCCAGUGUCCGCUUCUGAACGCAGACAUGGGUGAACUAGUGCCUGGGCUCUUGAACACUUCUUCUCCAUCCAGCAAGGUGGCCUGUGAGUUUGCAGGGGACAAUUCCCUCCUGGAAGACCUCGUCUUGGAUAACAUGCCUGAGAAUUGGAGCAAGCUCUCGCUAGACAUCAGUUUUCCAGACCCCGGGAAUGACAAUCUGGAGACCGAUCUGAGCUGGUCCCAGCUCCUUCCUCAGCUGAAAUGACCCAAUUGGACUCGCCGAAAACAACCUCAACCUGUGUCGCACAUUUAGGAGACCCAGCCCUGUACCCUACUGGCACUUCAGCAAACAUGGCUCUUGAUUAACUCGGAGGUCACCCGUAUGAAUGAUCAAGGAAGCCUUAACCAUGGAGUUUGAAAGAAAGCUCCCCUGUCCUGUUUCCUGCAGCUUUUUUUUUCUUUGUCCGAUGAUGGUUUUGGCAAAUUUACAACACCUUGUAAGGGGGUCAGGUCAGGUCGAAAGCUCAGUCGUUUUGGAGACAGCUUUCUUCUUUCAAAGGAAAAUUUCAUCCGUGGAAAAGUGCCUGGGCUAUACAAAUGCCAUCUUACCUAGCCUUGAAACCCUUGAUGCUUUUUUUUGGG
Molecule: messenger RNA, 2729 nt
Organism: Pantherophis guttatus
Lineage: Eukaryota; Metazoa; Chordata; Lepidosauria; Squamata; Colubridae
Gene: FOXM1
Product: forkhead box M1
Biological process (GO): regulation of cell population proliferation; G2/M transition of mitotic cell cycle; regulation of transcription by RNA polymerase II
Cellular component (GO): nucleus
Molecular function (GO): RNA polymerase II transcription regulatory region sequence-specific DNA binding; DNA-binding transcription factor activity
Source: RefSeq, a predicted model, not a curated record